Messenger RNA from Effrenium voratum, 1458 nucleotides. The record is from the annotation of a GenBank genome assembly. Lineage: Eukaryota; Dinophyceae; Suessiales; Symbiodiniaceae.
AACUACGCAGUGCAACGCAACAUUUGCGAUUUUGCCCCGCCAUGGGCCGAGACAGGUCAAGAUCAAGAUCUGCGUCAGACUACUCGUACACGAGCUAUUCAGAGGAGGAUGCCAAGAAGCAGGCGGCGAAAGCUGCGAAGGGCGCAGGAGCUGCUGACAAGGGCCAAGUGAAGCGAAAAGCGCAAGAGGCUCUCAAGGCAAAGGAGCCCAAGGCGAAAGCGCCUAGGAGCACCGAUGCAUCACCGCAGGCGAACGCGGCCGAGAACUUGCGGGAAAUGCUCGCGGAGCGCGAGCGCGAGUUGGCUGAGGAAGUCGACCCGGACCGCAAGAAGGACAAGCAGAAGGAUAUCGAGAUCCUGAAGCAGUGGCUGAAGGACAAGGAGGCGAAGGCCAUUGGUGAUGCGCCGGCCAAGGCGAAAGACGGCAGCUCCUUGCCCAAGGCCAGCAUGCAGGAGGCCACAGAGCCAGCCGCCAUGAAAGAGCCAGCCAAAGCUGCGAAGGCAGGAAAGACAUCAAAGAAAGUGUCUUCCAAGGAGGAGCCCAAGGCCAAAGCGGGAAAGAGCGAGGCGAAGAAGCCGGUGGAGAAGAAAAAGGAAGAGGUGUCGGAGAAGAAGGCAUCAAAGAAAGUGUCUUCCACCAAGGAGAAGGAGCCAGCAAAGGCAAAGGAGGAAAAGACCGGAGAGGAUGGAAAGCAGCAGGUGGAGCAGAAGAAGUCGGAGGCAGACAAGAAGACACCAAAGAAAGUGUCUUCCAAGGAGGAGCCAAAGAAGCCCAAGCAAGCUACAGAGAAGAUGUCGCACAUGCAGCCGCAGCAGGAGAUCAAGGAGAAGGCAACGGACGAGGUGAAGGAGACGGACAAGAAAGACCAGCUCUUGAAGAGUGCUGAAAUGAUUGAGCGCGCCAAACAGGCGCUCCUGAGCUUAAGCCAGCAGAAAGCGGAGGCGGCCGCGGGGCGGGACGUCUCUCCUGAACCGCACGAGGUCGACGCAGAAGCUUCUCCCAUGGACAAGGUCACCGUUCUGAUGCCCUCUGAGAAGGUGCCUCCUUGUGAGCUGCCAUUGUGGUGUGUCAUGCCAAAUCCGCGCGAUGUUGAAGCUGUCUUCGAAAUCGUGCGGCAGGUCUCCGGAGUGCCAGGGCCGCCAAAGCGGCUACAGCUUGGCCGCCGGGCAUGGGCGCUGCUCGGGCGCAGGCUGCCAGAGGCGCAGGUGCUGGAAGCGAAGCGUGCAGGUGUGCCAGAGCCCGACAUCGGGCUCGCGUGUCCCAUCUCGUCAAAGGCACAUGCCUUGGUGAUGCAGAAUUGGCUGGGCAAGAUCUUCCUGCAGGACCUGGGCUCCACACAUGGCACCUUCCUGGGCGGCAUGCGCUUGAAGCCUCAUGAGCCCUGCGAAUGGAAGCCCAGCAUGCAGGCCUACUUCGGUGACCCGCAGCUGGAGUAUUUCGAGCUCCGUUGAAGGCAGC